This is a messenger RNA of Telopea speciosissima, 3987 nucleotides long. RefSeq names its product phospholipid-transporting ATPase 1-like. Gene Ontology annotation, cellular component: plasma membrane. The transcript is spliced from 7 exons. Lineage: Eukaryota; Viridiplantae; Streptophyta; Magnoliopsida; Proteales; Proteaceae. The record is from RefSeq and is a predicted model, not a curated record. Bases 83 to 3778 code for a protein of 1231 amino acids. Gene Ontology annotation, biological process: phospholipid translocation. Gene Ontology annotation, molecular function: ATP binding; ATPase-coupled intramembrane lipid carrier activity; ATP hydrolysis activity.
AAGUUGGAGAUAGAACUCGGUGCUUUAUGAAUUUGGGGUUUGUAGUUCCUUUGCUGUUCACGGGACUUGUGAUCUUCGGAUCAUGACCUCUGAGCGGUCUCUAUUAAAACUCUCACCUCAAACUCCAACUGCCCUAGAACGGAUUCUUUCAAUAUCCUCCUUCUCCGAUCUAUCCAAACCUGCCCGUUAUAGCCCCGUUGCGGUUUCUGCAAUGGAUCAGCCAUACCCAGCUGAUGAUUCACACUACUCUGGCACCACCCCCAGAAAGUCAUCUUCUUUGCGAAGUGUGUCUAUCCAAUCCAAGGACUUUGGUAGGACCUCUGUUGGUGAGGGGAAUUCUUCCUCUAUGGACGACUAUGGGCGGUCAGGAUCCAAGCCUGUGCGGCAUGGGUCGAAGAGUGCUGAAUCUGAGGGAUAUAGCUUGUCUCAGAAGGAGAUCAACGACGAUGAGGCGAGGUUCAUCUACAUCAAUGAUCCUGAGAAGACGAACGAGAAGUGCGAAUUUACAGGGAAUUUGAUCCGAACAAGCAAGUAUUCUUUCCUCACCUUCUUACCCAAAAACCUGUUUCAACAAUUUCACCGAGUUGCCUAUAUAUAUUUUCUUGCAAUUGCCAUCCUCAACCAGCUCCCUCAGUUGGCCGUUUUUGGUAGGGGAGCAUCAAUCAUGCCAUUAGCCUUUGUCCUUCUUGUUACGGCUAUUAAGGAUGCAUACGAGGACUGGAGGAGGCAUAGGUCUGAUAGGAUUGAGAACAAUCGUUUGGCAUCAGUUAUGGUCAAUGGGAAGUUUCAACAAAAGAAAUGGAAGGACAUCCAGGUUGGGGAGAUCCUCAAGAUCUUUUCUAAUGAAACUCUUCCCUGUGACAUGGUAUUGCUAUCCACCAGUGAUCCCACAGGGGUUGCUUACAUUCAGACUCUCAAUUUGGAUGGCGAAUCAAAUUUGAAGACCCGAUAUGCGAAGCAGGAGACUCAGUGGAAGAUGCUUGAGAAGGAUGCUAUUCAUGGACUGAUCAAGUGUGAGCGACCCAAUAGGAACAUUUAUGGUUUUCAGGCAAACAUGGAGAUUGAUGGGAAGCAGUUGUCUCUCGGGCCCUCCAACAUCGUUCUUCGUGGUUGUGAUAUCAAGAACACAGCUUGGGUGACCGGAGUUGCAGUCUAUGCUGGCCGUGAGACAAAGGCGAUGCUCAACAGCUCCGGAUCGCCAUCAAAGAGGAGCCGGUUGGAAACCCGUAUGAACCAAGAGAUCUUAUACCUCUCAGCCUUUCUUGUUACCUUGUGCGCAAUAGUUUCUGUCUGUGCUGGGGUUUGGUUGUUUCAAAAUCAAGAUCAGCUUGACUACAUCCCUUUUUUCAUAGCAUUGGACUUCAAUACAGGGAAAAAUAACAAUUACAGUGGAGUGGGAUUGCAGAUAUUCUUCACAUUCCUCAUGUCAGUCAUCGUGUUCCAGAUCAUGAUCCCUAUCUCACUCUACAUUUCAAUGGAGCUAGUCCGUCUUGGCCAGGCCUACUUUAUGAUCCGAGAUGCAAGAAUGUAUGAUGAGACAACAAAUUCAAGGUUUCAGUGCAGGGCAUUAAAUAUAAAUGAAGAUCUAGGACAAAUAAAAUAUAUCUUCUCAGACAAAACUGGGACAUUAACUCAGAACAAGAUGGAAUUUCAAUGUGCCAGCAUUGGGGGAGUAGAUUACAGUGGCGGGAGAGCUGCUCUCCCAGAUGAAAAAGGAUAUGCUGUCCAAGUGGAUGGACAGGUUUUGAGGCCAAAGAUGACUGUGAAGGCCGACCCAGAGCUCCAAUGGCUUCUAAAAGAUGGCAACACAACAGAGGAAGGAAAAUGGGCUCAUGAUUUCUUCCUUGCCCUUGCUGCUUGCAAUACAAUUGUGCCUCUGGUUGUGGACACAUCAGACCCUUCUCUGAAGUUAGUAGAUUAUCAGGGUGAGUCUCCAGAUGAGCAGGCUUUGGUUUAUGCUGCUGCCACAUAUGGUUUCAUGCUCAUAGAACGAACCUCCGGUUACAUAGUCAUUGAUGUUCAAGGAGAAAGGCAAAGGUUCGAUAUUCUGGGUAUGCAUGAGUUUGAUAGUGAUCGGAAAAGAAUGUCAGUUAUAGUUGGUUGCCCUGACAAGACUAUGAAAAUAUUUGUGAAAGGUGCAGACAAUUCUAUGUUUAGUGUAAUUGAUAGAUCUCUAAAUCUAGAUGUGAUUGAUGCAACUGAAAAGCAUCUCCGUGCCUAUUCUUCAUUUGGUCUGAGGACCCUGGUCGUUGCAAUGCGGGAACUGAGCGGUCCAGAAUUUGAGCAAUGGCAAUCAGCUUAUGAGAGAGCAAGUACUGCAUUGAUUGGUAGAGCAAGCCUACUCCGUACUGUGGCAUGUGAUGUGGAAAAGAAUCUCCACAUAUUAGGAGCCUCUGCCAUUGAAGAUAAGCUUCAAGAAGGUGUGCCCGAAGCCAUUGAAUCACUAAGGCAAGCUGGGAUUAAAGUGUGGGUCUUGACAGGGGACAAGCAAGAAACAGCCAUAUCAAUUGGCUACUCCUGUAAGCUACUUACUAGUGACAUGACCCAGAUCAUUAUAAACAGUAACUCUAUGCAAUCCUGUAGAAAGAGCUUUGAAGAGGGAAUGGCAAUGUCCAAGAAGCUGAUGACAGUGCCUGCCGACACCCAUACUGGAGGAGGUGUUGGACCUGAUAGAGCCGCCCUUGCUUUGAUCAUUGAUGGUACCAGCCUUGUUCAUAUUCUUGACACUGACCUUGAACAAGAGCUGUUCGAAUUAGCUACUGUAUGCUCUGUGGUUCUCUGUUGUCGAGUGGCCCCCAUGCAAAAAGCUGGAAUAGUAGCCCUCAUAAAGAAAAGGACAGAAGACAUGACCCUUGCUAUUGGAGACGGUGCUAACGAUGUUGCAAUGAUCCAAAUGGCUGAUGUGGGAAUUGGCAUCAGCGGCCAAGAGGGCCGGCAAGCUGUCAUGGCAUCAGAUUUCGCAAUGGGGCAGUUCAGAUUCUUACUUCCACUUUUAUUGGUCCAUGGACAUUGGAAUUACCAGCGUAUGGGCUACAUGAUAUUAUACAACUUCUAUAGAAAUGCAGUUUUUGUUCUUGUCAUGUUUUGGUAUGUGCUAUACACUGCCUUCACGUUAACAACUGCAAUCAAUGAAUGGAGUAGUAUGUUGUAUACUAUUCUCUAUACUUCCAUGCCUACAAUUGUUGUUGGGAUUCUUGACAAAGACUUGGGCAGGGGAACCCUGAUGAAAUAUCCUCAACUUUAUGGGCCGGGCCAGAGAGAGGAGUGCUACAACAAGAGAUUGUUUUGGCUUACAAUGGUGGAUACUGUGUGGCAAAGUGUUGCUAUGUUCUAUGUCCCUUUCUUUGCUUAUAGUCACAGCACUAUAGAUGGAUCAAGUAUAGGAGAUCUAUGGACCAUUUUAGUGGUGAUUGUAGUCAAUAUCCACUUAGCCAUGGAUAUAAUACGUUGGUCUUGGAUUACCCAUGCAGCCAUCUGGGGAACUAUACUUGCAACGUGCAUUUGUAUCAUGGUCCUCGAUUCUAUUCCCGUAUUACCGGGUUAUUGGGCCAUCUUCCAUCUUGCAACGACUGAAGUGUUUUGGUUUUGUUUACUUGCCAGUACAGUAGUAGCUUUAGUUCCUCGUUUUGUUGUUAAGAUUCUUAGUCAAUUUUUAAGUCCAACCGAUACUCAGAUUGCAAGAGAGGCUGAGAAGUUUGGGAAUCAAAUGGAAUUAUUAGGUGCAGCAGAACUUGAAAUGAACCGAAUCCGGAAUCCUCCACAGGAGAUGCCAAGGUGAUUUUUUACUUUGCAUCUCCCCCUAUAUUCUUUUGUUAAUUUGUGUAUAGUAUCAUAUUCUUUAGGCUGCUUCAGCUGUGCAUUGCAGUCUUUCCAUUCUCAGGCUCUCUCUCUCUCUCUAUCCAAAGGAUAGAUUUUUGUCAUAUUUUUAGCAAUGUAUCUUAACAUUAUUAAUUUUUUUUAUACAUAAAUGUGAAUCAGUAAUUCAUA